CCCAACACCUCACGCCGUUGUAUUAUAACCAUUUUUGUCCUUACGAAAACCCACAGAAAGUGUGAGAGAGUAUGCCUCCUAUAUAUAUCUACAUAUGUAUAGCUAUGUAGGUGUGUUGGUGAUAUAUAUAGGUAGAGAGUGAGAGAGCGAUCUGUAGGUAAAUUGGGUAUCAGUAUAAAAGUCCAGGGAAAUUAAGAUCUGGUUUGAUUUGGUUGGUUUUGGAAGGGAAAAGAAAGAGAGAGAGAGAGGGAUCUAGAGAGAGAAAUAGAGAUGAUAUUGGUGGCGAUACUGGCGGAGCUGUUGGAGGAGUACACGGUGCUGCUGGCGAGGGUGGUGGAGCAUCUGUUCCACGACGCACCAUUGCCGUUUCCUCGGAGGGUCCGUUUCCUCAUAAUCCGCAGUCUUCCCUUCGUUUCCCCUUCCCUUCCCCUUCCCCUUCCCCCUCCUCCUCUCAUUAGAGCCCCUCCUGCUUGAAUAUUAUGUGUUUGUUAAGGUUUGAUUUUGAAUUUGUUUGUUUAUAAAUCCGAGUUUUGUUCUUUCCCCUCUUAAUUCUGUCGAAGAAUAUGUAACUACCAUGUAUAUAACUUUUGAGAAUUAGCCUUUUCUAACCUUCAGAUGAUUCUGGAAAGUGUUUGAUUACUUGAUUUAAAUGGUGGUAAUAAUACUACACAUGGUCGGUGUAUGUGUAUUUUUAAAAAUAAUUAUUUCAUUUUUUUCCUUCAAAUAAAAGCAAGUAUGGUGAAUAUCAUGUCUCUGAAGUCUAAACUUUUAGGAUCAUAUUCCUUCCAAGUUUAAUUACAAAUUUUUUUUUUUUUUUUGAGUGUAUAUAUAUAUAUAUAUAAACAUAAAUAUAUAAACAUAUGUACACACAGACAGAGAAAUGGAUAGCAGUAGUAGUGUGAGUUGUCGGUUUGCCAAUGAAUUUGUUACGCGUGGCCACCGAAUAGAUAAUGAUUAAGGAUGGGACUCCGAAUGUAUGACGUCAGAUGUGUGAUGUUUCAAAAUUUCUAUGUUUCUGAUGCGUUGGUGGGAUGGAAUAAAAGAUGUGAAAUUAAAAAAAAUAGGCACUGAGUAGUUUGGUUAAAUAUUAAUUUAAAAUAUUUUUUAAAUUUUUUUUAAAAAUAUAAAAAAGACUUAUUUGUUUUUAAUUUUUUAAUCACAUAUAUUCUAAAACAUUAGAUAAUAAAAAUGAUUUAUAUACCCCUACACAUGGUAUUUCUCUCCCCUCCAUCUCUGUAUGAAGGACGACUCUUCCCUAAAAUUCUCUUUCCCUUUCAGAAAGAUGAAGUAGUGCCGAAGCCGUAAUUGGCCGUUCGACUUCGAUCAACGUCAACGACUAUGACGAUUCUACGCAAAUUGCGGCGAAGAAGAUUUUUGGGGCUAAAGCGAAAUUGAGAGAUGAAGUAUGUAGAAAUCUGAUGAGCUAAGGAUACGAUGGUGUUGGGUAGGAAUUGAUUUGUGUCGUUAAGAACGUUAUUUGAUGGAAUCAUCAGAUAAGAGCCUUAUGCGCUCGAAGGUAACAACCCUCUCUGAAUUUCCGAUGAUUUCUUCUUGUUGGUGGUUAAUGGUUAUGAAUUUGUUGCUGAUACGGAACAUGAAAAGGGCUUUACCCUCCAUAACUCCAUUCUUACGGAGCUUCUCAUUCCAUCUGAAUACACGCACUUUUCUGCUAUGAGCUUCUUCACUCAGACUCACCAUUUCUUACACUCCGUGUUGAUACGAUCCACCAACGAAAACUCCAUUGCCAAUUCAUUAUUCCUCUUCGAUUUGCUGUAGAUCAAGAACAGAGACAUCAUUGUUCCUCUGUACACGAUCAAAGAGAGUGUCAAACACUCUAUAUGGUUUAUUGUGUAUAUGAAUUUUUGUAUUAUUAUUAUAAUUUUUUUUUUUUUUGUUAGUUAAUUAAUUUUGGGGAAACCAAACCCAUUAAUUGUUUCUUUCAAUUUAUUAAUUAGGGUAUUUACAGAUUGAUUUGGGAAUUCUAGUAUUGGAGUUUAUGGUU
Messenger RNA from Cornus florida, 2002 nucleotides. RefSeq lists its product as uncharacterized. The coding region runs from base 271 to 474 and encodes 67 amino acids. The transcript has a single exon. NCBI's taxonomy places the organism in Eukaryota, Viridiplantae, Streptophyta, Magnoliopsida, Cornales, Cornaceae. The record is from RefSeq and is a predicted model, not a curated record.